Vombatus ursinus (common wombat) is the source of this 2975-nucleotide messenger RNA. It is a transcript of the gene PEX5, whose product is annotated as peroxisomal biogenesis factor 5. Gene Ontology annotation, cellular component: peroxisomal membrane; cytosol. Gene Ontology annotation, biological process: protein import into peroxisome matrix, docking. Gene Ontology annotation, molecular function: protein binding. Lineage: Eukaryota; Metazoa; Chordata; Mammalia; Diprotodontia; Vombatidae. The record is from RefSeq and is a predicted model, not a curated record. The transcript is spliced from 16 exons. Bases 132 to 2054 code for a protein of 640 amino acids.
UCGCACCCCCGCGCCCGGAGCAGGUCUGGCGGCCGGCGCGUGGCGGGCUGGAGUUGGGGUAGGGGGGUCACCUCCUAGGACUGUGCCGAGUGGAAAACUUCUUCCUGCCCGUCAGAAGGCCUGCAGUCAACAUGGCAAUGCGGGAGCUGGUGGAGGCAGAGUGUGGUGGGGCCAACCCACUCAUGAAGCUGGCAGGUCAUUUUACCCAAGACAAAGCCUUGCAGCAGGAAGGGCUGCAGCCUGCCCCCUGGCCCCCAGGAACCCCAGCACCUGAAUCGGUCUCCAAGCCUUUGGGAGUGGCUUCUGAAAAUGAGUUGGUGGCUGAAUUCCUUCAGGACCAGAAUGCCCCACUUGUGUCCCGGGCUCCCCAAACCUUCAAGAUGGAUGAUCUAUUGGCAGAAAUGCAAGAAAUUGAACAGUCUAGCUUCCGCCAGGCUCCCCAGAGAGCCCCAGGUGUGGCCGACCUGGCACUAUCUGAGAACUGGGCUCAAGAGUUCCUGGCAGCUGGAGAUGCCGUGGACGUAGCUCAAGAUUACAAUGAGGCUGACUGGUCUCAGGAAUUCAUACCUGAAGUUACAGACCCCUCAUCGGUGUCCCCUGCCCGCUGGGCUGAGGAGUACCUGGAACAGUCAGAAGAGAAACUCUGGCUAGGAGAGCCUGAGGGAACAACCACCACUGACCACUGGUACAAGGAAUAUCUUCCUGAUGAAGACCUGCAGUCCACUGCCAAUGACUUCGUGGCCAAGGUGGAUGACCCUAAAUUAGCUAAUUCUGAGUUCCUGCGAUUCGUGCGGCAGAUCGGAGAGGGGCGGGUGUCCCUGGAUGCCAAUGCGGGGUCCAGCCAGGAGCAGGCAGAACAGUGGGCAGCAGAGUUUGUGCAGCAGCAGGGCACAUCAGAGGCCUGGGUAGACCAGUUCACACGGCCAGCGAAUGUGCCUGCCCUUGAUACAGAAUUUGAAAGAGCCAAGUCAGCCGUAGAGUCUGAUGUUGACUUCUGGGAUAAGCUGCAGGCAGAAUGGGAAGAGAUGGCGAAACGGGAUGCUGAGGCCCAUCCUUGGCUCUCUGACUAUGAUGACCUCACUUCUUCUUCCUAUGAUAAGGGUUAUCAGUUUGAAGAAGAGAACCCACUUCGGGACCAUCCCCAGCCAUUUGCAGAGGGGCUGCUGCGGCUGCAGGAGGGGGACCUGCCAAAUGCAGUCCUUCUCUUUGAGGCUGCGGUGCAGCAGGAUCCUGAGCACAUGGAGGCCUGGCAGUACCUGGGUACCACCCAAGCAGAGAAUGAACAAGAACUAUUGGCUAUCAGUGCCCUUCGAAGAUGUCUGGAGCUAAAGCCAGAUAAUCUGACAGCACUAAUGGCACUGGCUGUGAGCUUCACUAAUGAAUCCCUACAGCGCCAGGCCUGUGAGACCCUGCGGGACUGGCUACGAUACACACCUGCCUAUGCCCAUCUGGUGACACCUGCUGAGGAGGGAGCUGGUGGGACAGGGCUGGCUCCAAGCAAGCGCAUCUUGGGUUCUUUGCUGUCUGACUCCUUAUUUGUGGAGGUAAAGGAAUUGUUCUUAGCAGCUGUACGACUUGAUCCUGCAUCCAUUGACCCCGAUGUGCAGUGUGGCCUGGGGGUCCUUUUCAACUUGAGUGGAGAGUAUGACAAGGCUGUGGACUGUUUUACAGCUGCCCUCAGUGUUCGCCCGAAUGACUAUUUGCUGUGGAAUAAACUGGGAGCCACCCUGGCAAACGGAAAUCAGAGUGAAGAAGCGGUGGCUGCAUACCGCCGGGCCCUGGAACUACAACCAGGCUAUAUCCGCUCCCGAUAUAACUUGGGGAUAAGCUGCAUUAAUCUUGGAGCUCACAGAGAAGCUGUGGAGCACUUCUUGGAGGCAUUGAACAUGCAGCAGAAAAGCCGAGGUCCCCGGGGCAAGGGAGGUGCCAUGUCGGAGAAUAUCUGGAGUACUCUGCGCAUGGCACUGUCUAUGCUGGGCCAGAGCGAUGUCUAUGGGGCAGCAGAUGCUCGGGACCUGCCCACUCUGCUUCGUACAUUUGGCCUGCCCCAGUGACAGUGGGAUGGGCUGCCCUGUGAGUGUUCUCCCUGAGGGGUCCCCGCUCCUGCUGUGACUCCCUCCCUCCCAAAGGGUCUCCCAAGAGGGUGGGCUGAUAACCACAUGCGGUACGGCUUCUCAGGAGGUGCCUGGGGAAGUGGAGAAAGGUCAGGUGGUCAGAUAUUUUAUUCUCCAGUUAAUUGUGGGGAAUUGAGCCUGUCUUUUUCCUGGGUCCUCUUGGCAGUUAGAGGGUUUCACAUCAAGCUAUGUAUCUAUCUCCCUGAUCGUUAUGCCCUGCCUUUUUGGAUCUGCCAUUUGGGUAGGGCUCAACAUAAUAGGGUGGACCCCCCCUCCAACAGCUACUUAUUGUAGAAACUAUCACACAUGAAAUGACCCUUCCCACCCCCAUUCUCUUUUACUGGGAGUUUGUCACAUCACAGACUUUGAGUAGUGGGUUUCCCCUCCACCAUCAGUCCCUAUGUAUUUCUGGGAUGGGAUUUCCGUUAGGGUGCCCUGUAUGAGUUAAAUAUUUGGCCCAGCGGAGGUGAAGUUCUUGUAGGUUUUGUCUGAAGCUGUGUUCCUUUUGAGCUGCCCCUGGCUGUGGGGUUAUGAGCAUGAGGCUGCAUGCACUGGUUUGUUCACAGUAGGGCUGCUUUAGGGGAAAAAAAAAAGCUCAGGUGGCUGUGUCAAGGGAUUAGAUAAAAUGAGUGCUCUGGGUUUAGAGGCUGAAAGCAUGCUGUGGAGUGAGCCUACAAAAUAAUUUGGUUCUGGGUAUAAAAUGAAUUAGAAUAAGGAGCACUUUAGUGGGUGUGGGAGAGGGGGUAGGCAGAACAUUUAGGAGGAGUGCUUGGAGCUAGCUCUGGAGGCCACCAGCAAAGUCCUAGUUGUUAGAAGGGCUGUGAUUGAGAACUGAGUUGGCCAUUUCCCUGGGAACAGGUU